Molecule: messenger RNA, 936 nt
Organism: Chara braunii
Lineage: Eukaryota; Viridiplantae; Streptophyta; Charophyceae; Charales; Characeae
Source: the annotation of a GenBank genome assembly
GUGUCCUCAGAAAUCCACUUUGUGCUAGGCAAAGCGGCACUUGCUCAGCUUGGCGUAGAAGCCAUGUCUGCGCAAGCGGUCAAGGACGUCGUGGAGGUAUCUGAGGUGCUCCUCAAGGGUACGACUGUAGACCAGGAUAUCGUUGAGGUAGACGAGAACGUACUGCUCCAGGAUGUCCCUGAAGAUGUCGUUCAUCGCCCUCUGAAAGGUAGCGGGAGCAUUAGUGAGGCCGAAUCGCGAUCGGAACGCGGUCUUCGGCUGGUCGGCUGCAGCGACGCGGAUCUGAUGGUAACCGCUACGAAGAUCAAUCUUCGUAAAGAAGCGGUUGCCUGCGAGGCGGUCGAACAGCUCAUCGGAACGAGGUAUGGGGUAGCUGUUCUUAACCGUGUAGCGGUUGAGACCGCGAUAGUCGAUCCAGAGACGGAGAGUUCCAUCCACUUUGCGAGCAAAGAGGACGGGUGCACCCCACGGGGAGUUGCUGGGUUUAAUGAAACCCAGUCUCAGGAGCUCCUCAAGCUGACGCUUGAGUUCGGUGGCCUCGGGGAUCGAGAGUCUGUAGGGUGCCUGGUGGUGAACACGAUAGUCAGGCACAAGCUGAAUGGAAUGCUCGAUGUCACGCAUCGGUGGGAUGUCGGCGUACGAGAACGACGAUGGGAAAAUGUUGUGGUACUCUCGGAUGAGGUCACGAACUGCGGGCUCCAGGUCAGCCGUAUAUCGUGUGAGUUCCUCAGCGUCAGCGUCAGCGCGACGGCGGGGUGGACUCGACGGACDGCGGAGGGACGGAAGUAGAGAUGGGAGCCAUGGAGAUAGAGGGAGGCUCUGGCUCCAGAGGGAUGAGCUCGGCGUCGGGACAGGGUGGAUCAUAGUGUAAGAGAUCCGUCACGUCCACCAUAAAGAAGGUGACGUAGUCCUGUCGAAUGAAGUAAGCGAACUGCC